AUGGAGGUGGGCAAUUACUCUGCUGUGACUGAAUUCCUUUUGGUGGGACUUUCCCAAUACCCAAAACUAAGGCUUUCUCUGAGCCUGCUCUGCCUCAUCAUGUACCUGAUAAUUCUCUUGGGAAACAGCUUGCUCAUUGUCAUCAUCAUCCUGGACUCCCGACUCCACACCCCUAUGUACUUUUUCCUUGGGAACCUCUCAUUCUUGGACAUCUGUUACACAACAUCGUGGAUCCCUUUGAUGCUUGUCAUGUUUCUGUCUGAGAGAAAAACCAUCUCUUUCAUUGGCUGUGCCCUGGAGAUGGUUAUCUCACUUUCUUUGGGCUCCACAGAAUGUGUCCUUGCUAUGAUGGCCUAUGACAGGUACAUGGCCAUCUGCAACCCACUGAGAUACCCCAUCAUCAUGAACCGGAUACUCUGUGGGCACAUGGCCGCCUGGUCCUGGAUCAUAGGCACUUUAAUUGCCUUAGUGCAAACAACCAUGACGAUGGUGUUGCCUUUCUGUGGGAAUGUCAUUGACCAUCUCACCUGUGAGGUCCUGGCUCUCCUUAAACUUGUCUGCUCAGAUAUCACCAUCAAUGUGCUCAUCAUGACACUGGCAAGUGUUGUUUUAUUGAUGCUUCCUCUGCUGUUAAUUUUUAUCUCUUAUGUUUUUAUUCUCUCCUCCAUACUGAGAAUUAAUUCAGCUGAGGGCAGAAAGAAGGCCUUUUCUACCUGUUCGGCUCACCUGACUGUGGUCAUCUUAUUCUAUGGUUCAGCCCUUUUUAUGUACAUGAAGCCCAAGUCAAAAGACACAAAGACCUCUGAUGAGAUCAUUGUGUUGUCUUAUGGAGUGGUGUCCCCAAUGUUAAACCCCAUCAUCUACAGCCUGAGGAAUAAGGAGGUAAAAGAGGCUGUGAAGAAAGUCCUAAGCACCCAUCUACAUCUAUGGAAAACAUAAGAAGCCUUGAGAUCUGUGCUAUUCUCACUGAGGGACAAAAUGAGUUCUUUUGCAUUCAUAAAAGAAGUCAUGGAACCAAGUGUCAAGGGAGAUUGUAAUGAUGUUGGAUUUUUCAUGACUACACUCUGUGCUCCAUCUCAGAUUAUUAUUAUUUUGAAUCACUGA
Molecule: messenger RNA, 1104 nt
Organism: Echinops telfairi (small Madagascar hedgehog)
Lineage: Eukaryota; Metazoa; Chordata; Mammalia; Afrosoricida; Tenrecidae
Product: olfactory receptor 13D1-like
Exons: 2
Biological process (GO): G protein-coupled receptor signaling pathway
Cellular component (GO): membrane
Molecular function (GO): olfactory receptor activity; G protein-coupled receptor activity
Source: RefSeq, a predicted model, not a curated record